Molecule: messenger RNA, 696 nt
Organism: Lobosporangium transversale
Lineage: Eukaryota; Fungi; Mortierellomycota; Mortierellomycetes; Mortierellales; Mortierellaceae
Exons: 1
Source: RefSeq, a predicted model, not a curated record
UGGUCCAAAACACAAUAUCGGGUCCUGUGUGGCAGGUCGUUUGCGGAAAUGACAAAUGACACUCAUCUCCUCGUCGAUAAGGAUUGGACGUUAAAUCCUCAAAUGAUAUUUGUGCUGGCGCGGCUAUUUUCAGGCGCAAUAUUAUUGAACACCAACAAUGGUGAAGCUGUCAUAGUCAACACAGUAGAGGCCUAUGCAAGAACCCUUUGGCUGGACGCACACCAUGAGCCUCUCAAGACCUCGAAGGGAAUUGCAUUGGAGACCUCACUGCCAGGCGUCAAGGGCAAGGAUCGAUAUAAAGGAUUCCGGCCUAUUACGAUGAACAGUGGUGAUGGUUGCCAGCUUGUGAUCGGGGCUUCAUUUGCAAACCUCCUUGUGACAUCCUCUUUACGGCUUGAUAAUAAGAAUGUAGGAAGUGCUUGUUCUGUAGGAGGGAUAACAGCAUCCUUUGUAAUCAGCAGUGUGAAGGAUUCCCAAGCAAUUAGGAUCUAUCUGGAUGAAGAAAGCAUUGAAGCAGCCAGGGCCCUAGCACUGAACACCGACAGUUGGGGUGUGCAAGAGAGUGCCAUCGUGUACCAGCUUCGUCAACUAAGGACCAAGUUUCACGAGGCGUCCACGUUUAUGUUCUGCAGAGCAUCAGGUCCUCUUACAAACCUGCACCCAUUCAUGCCAUAUACUGUCUUCACCAUAUUUGAC